UCAGCAUGGUGAACAGAUAAUUAAUUACCUGGCUGAUGGUCACCAUGGGUGCCUGCCUCUGCAAAGGUCACCAAGAGAGUCAGAAUGGCCAGCAGUAUCCCAUGGGAGAACUUCCAUCCUGGACAGAAGGACAGCCCAUUGUACAAGGCAAUCAUCAGCCGUACAAUGGCUCUGUGACUGAUAAGAAGAACGACAAUGGCUAUAGCAUCGGAGAGCUGGCUACAUCCUCCUUGAUUGGUCUGGUUGCUACCAUUAAGGAGCACAUAACCAAACCAACGGCAAUGGCACAGGGACGGGUGGCGCACCUGAUCGAGUGGAAAGGCUGGGGAGGGGAGGGGACCGCUGGUGGAGGUUGGUGUGGCUGGAACAGGGAAGGAGGUUGGGGAGGAGCAGGAGCUACCCUGCAGGAGGAUGAGCAGCUUUACUCCCACCUGACUGAUGAGAUCAAGGAGGCACGAUUUGCUGCAGGGGUGGCUGAGCAGUUCGCCCUGGCUGAGGCAUCAUUAAGUGAAUGGCCUUCACAAGAUGUAAAUCAAGCCACAACCAAUGCAGCCACUUUACAGGCCCGUGAAGGCCUCUAUCUUUCUCAGUUUCUCAUGGAUGGAGGAAGUUUAGGGGUUCCCCAGCACCUGUACAGCCUGCACGUGGAGGCCAAUGCUGAACCUGGCUCUCAGCCUAAUAUUCAAGCUCCCCAACCCUUCUACUGCAGCCUGGUGUUACAGCCGGAAUUACAGCAACCCCUACAGGAGCAGAGGACUUUACCAGCCAACGGUCCUGUCCGACACGCAGACAGCAGCUCCGAGGAUGAAGUCUUCUAUAACUGAACUUUUGAUGUCAGAGAACGCAGGAUGAGUAAAAAUGAAAAAAGGUAGUUUGGAAGAAGAAAGAAGUGAAUGUUAAGCUAAUCUUAUAUGACAAGAGUAAAGGUUUACAUAUGACUUGAACUUGUGUACUAUGAGGCCAAAAAUAUAUAGAUACAGCUUGUGAUUAAUGGGUUUGGUUAUUACAACUCUACACAUUGUUAACAAGUGUAUUGCAAUUGGUGUU
Messenger RNA from Trichomycterus rosablanca, 1047 nucleotides. It is a transcript of the gene fam131c, whose product is annotated as family with sequence similarity 131 member C. The transcript has 6 exons. Lineage: Eukaryota; Metazoa; Chordata; Actinopteri; Siluriformes; Trichomycteridae. The record is from RefSeq and is a predicted model, not a curated record. Bases 36 to 824 code for a protein of 262 amino acids.